GGAGCCAACAGCGUGGUGGAUGACCUCCAGCAUGCGGCCGUCACAGCUGCACCUCACGCUUGUGGCCAUCCGCCGUUUCUAACUAAGGGUAAUGACCAGGCAUAGAACCAACCCUGGAGAUGCCGAAGAGAAGAGAUAUUCUUGCCAUCGUGUUAAUUGUGUUACCAUGGACCCUCCUCAUCACUGUGUGGCACCAAAAUGCAAUUGCCCCCCUGCUUGCCAUCCGAAAGGUCUGUCGCCAUCUAGUAAAAGAGAUCUUAAUCAUACCAGAGCGACUUCCCAUCCACCGGCAACGGCUAGCAGAUGACGGGACGGAGGCAAGGCACGAGAACGGCCCCGCCACGGACUCAAAGGAAUACUGCUCACAGGACAAGGACAUAGUGGAGGUGGUCCGCACAGAAUACGUGUACACAAGACCUCCGCCCUGGUCCGACGUAUUGCCCACCAUCCACGUCAUUACCCCGACAUACAGCCGCCCGGUGCAGAAGGCGGAGCUAACGCGAUUGGCUAACACCUUCCUUCAUGUGCCCAACCUGCACUGGAUCCUGGUGGAGGACUCGCAGAGGAGAACCCCUCUGGUCACGAGGCUUCUGAGGGAAACAGGGCUAAACUACACACACCUCAAUGUGGAGACCCCGAGGAACUACAAGCUGCGAGGGGACACGAGAGAUCCCAGGAUUCCACGGGGCACCAUGCAGAGGAACCUGGCCCUGAGAUGGCUACGGGAGACUUUCAACUCCAACAGCAGCCAGGCGGGGAUCGUCUACUUUGCAGAUGAUGAUAAUACGUACAGUUUAGAGCUGUUUGAGGAGAUGCGAUCAACUCGUAAAGUAUCAGUGUGGCCUGUAGCGUUUGUUGGAGGUUUACGGUACGAGUCUCCAAAGGUUAAUGCAGCGGGGAAAGUGUACGGCUGGAAAACAGUAUUCGACCCUCAUCGGCCCUUUGCCAUCGAUAUGGCAGGGUUUGCCAUCAACCUGCGGCUCAUUCUGUUUAAGCCUCAGGCCUACUUCAAGUUACGAGGGGUGAAGGGAGGCUACCAGGAGAGCAGUCUGCUCAGAGAGCUGGUCACUCUCAAUGACCUGGAACCCAAAGCGGCCAACUGCACUAAGAUUCUUGUGUGGCACACAAGGACGGAAAAACCUGUCCUGGUAAAUGAAGGCAAGAAAGGCUUCACAGACCCAAACGUGGAGAUCUGACAUCUGCUUUAACGCCGGUAAUGAAAAAGCAACUUAAUCACGGCGUCACUGAGCGAACAUGGGGUCAUUGAAGGACACGAGAUCAUGUGUUUAAAACGCAUCUGGCCCUGCGAAGUGGGAGAAGUGUGGCUCUGUACAGAUGUAUACACUGAACACUCCUCUCACUUUGCGUUGCAGGGAUGCUUCCAGCAGGACCCAAAAGGGAAUGGCGGGGAGUUAUUACCAACUACCACAUUUUUGUACAGUUUGGAUGCUUUUUUUUCCUGUAAACCACAACUGAAUGAGUUCAACAAGAUGGACCUAUUAUUCUAAAGCACAGAUAGUCUUUUUAAAGGCAAUAUCAUCAGUAUUUUGCGAGAACAAAACCAGAAGGCGAGAAUAUUGUGGUGUAUAUUGAUCAUCCAUGAACGGUUAUAACUGCUCACUUCCUGGAUUUUAUGAACUCACCGUUGAGAAGAGACACAAGAUAUCUCGAAUGGUCAUCAGUUUAGGAACGUCAAUGUCGUACAGACCGAUACUUAAACCUAAAGAAGGGAAUGUCUUCUUUUUUUAUAUAUAAUAUGUAUUAUUACGUUUGUUUUUGUUGUUUACAUCACUGUCUUGCUAGCACAGCACUACUGAUAUUUUGCCUAAAUACAAGUUCAGCGUCACUCUGCGGUAUUAAAUCAUAUAAUACCAGGGCUAGCUGCUAUACUGGAUUUAGCGAUUACAAGGUUGUUGUUACACGGUCCUCAUGAAUCAUGACUAAGACCUAAAUAGCACUUGAAUUUGUUCCUCUGUGUCCAUUGUUCCUGUUAGGACAUGCGUUGUAAAUAUAACUUAAAGAUGAACUAUCAGAGACUUUAAAAUAAAGUGAUCUAGCGUUCAACAGAACGAGCAAUGUAACUACUGUAUUUGUACUUCGGUUUAAAGUAAGAAUCCAUAGUUUUAGUUUACUAUUACAACAUUCAUAAUCCUUCACUCAUGUUCACAGAGGUCCUACCAAAGGAGACGGAGCUGAUGGGUAAAGGGUUUUACAUUUACGUUAGCCUUCAGUAUUAAUUGAGCUAGCCUCCAAAAGCAGCACAGAGCUCGCCUCAGUAAAUAUUCAGAUGUAUUAAUGUGUCAAACCGAAGCUUUGGGCUUUGCAGAGGAGAUCUGUCUUGAAGACAUGUUGCUGUACUAAUGAAGCUAAAGCUGAGACACCUGGGAAUCUAGCGCGAACUAAAUCUCAGCUUGCAGAAAGCUAGUUUCUUACAUAAAAAAAUUAAAUAAACCAUGAGCAUGUGAAUAUUCAAGACUGAUGAACUAAUAUUAUGAUACAUCUGACCUGAUUGGCGUUAGACUCAGUUUGUGUAUCCAUUUUAUAGACCCAAAAUCGUUUAUUUCGAAUGGCCCGAUCCUGGUUCUGGUGUCAAGGGAAAUUGAGUCUCCAUUAGGACCCCAAGUAACACCACUGACUGACAUAACUUUUAAUGUGAGCCUGGAUAAAAUGACUACAAAAUCAUGUUACAGUAUAUGUAAUUUGAACGUUAUAAUUACCAUUUAAUGUCUGUUUUAGUUACCUUACAUACUAGCAUGCCACACAGAUACAAAAUUAGCCUGCUUAGCUUACACACACUGCACUUGCACUUAGACUACAUGUAUUCACAACGAGUUAAUUCAUAUUAUUAUUAUUUAUUAAUAGUUUGUAAAGCGAACGCCAUUACAUUACGUCACAUGUGUUUUCUUAUGCACUAAACAGUAAGCAAUUAUAUGCAUAUUUUAGAUUAAUUUGUGUGAACUUAUAACUAUUGAAGGAUAUUUUUGCUGAUAUUAAAUCAGCCUUGUAUUGUUACAAAGUUAUGGUGUUUUAACAGUUAACAGUAACAAAUAAACAGGGAUUUUUGGGUACAGAUAACAUGGAGAAAGAGUAUACAUUGUUCAUUUACAUAUACUAAUGGCAUUGCAGAGCGAAAAAUCUGUUAAAAUUGUCCUUUGGAUAGUUGAUGGAGACCUGAUUUCUCACGACAUUUUCUCAAAUUGUACAACAAAACGGCAUUAGACUGUUCAACCCGGAUCGGAUUUAAUCAGAGUGCGAACUAUCAAUAAUUUUAUCCGAAACUCCUAGUGCUUCAGUAGAACGGAAGUUAUAAAUAAAUAAAAGUAAUUUAUGUUUAAAUUAUACAUUUUUCAGCAUGUUUUCAUGUAUUUAUUAACCUCAGCAUGGUCAACAGGUGGAGGGUGAAUGCUCAAGCACGCUUCUUUACUGGAGACACAAGCAGAAACACAGUUCAUUUUAAACUACCACUAGGGGGCCAAGUGCGACAGUCGUAGACUGGGAAAAGCCGGCCAGCCACGGUCACGCUAGACUGAAGAUGCGAAAUUUAUAUGGACGCUGCAAUAGUUGCAAUAUGUAUGGAAAGAGGAUUAGGGCCAAGCAAUAAUAAAAAAAUAAAACCAUCUCAAGAUUAAAGUCAUUAUAAUGCAAGAUUAAAC
Pimephales promelas (fathead minnow) is the source of this 3653-nucleotide messenger RNA. It is a transcript of the gene b3gat1a, whose product is annotated as beta-1,3-glucuronyltransferase 1 (glucuronosyltransferase P) a. Gene Ontology annotation, biological process: chondroitin sulfate proteoglycan biosynthetic process; carbohydrate metabolic process. The record is from RefSeq and is a predicted model, not a curated record. NCBI's taxonomy places the organism in Eukaryota, Metazoa, Chordata, Actinopteri, Cypriniformes, Leuciscidae. Gene Ontology annotation, molecular function: galactosylgalactosylxylosylprotein 3-beta-glucuronosyltransferase activity. Gene Ontology annotation, cellular component: Golgi membrane.